Messenger RNA from Seriola aureovittata, 354 nucleotides. It is a transcript of the gene pde6gb, whose product is annotated as phosphodiesterase 6G, cGMP-specific, rod, gamma, paralog b. Gene Ontology annotation, biological process: positive regulation of G protein-coupled receptor signaling pathway; visual perception; positive regulation of epidermal growth factor receptor signaling pathway. The record is from RefSeq and is a predicted model, not a curated record. Gene Ontology annotation, molecular function: cGMP binding; 3',5'-cyclic-nucleotide phosphodiesterase activity. The transcript is spliced from 3 exons. NCBI's taxonomy places the organism in Eukaryota, Metazoa, Chordata, Actinopteri, Carangiformes, Carangidae. Gene Ontology annotation, cellular component: photoreceptor outer segment membrane. The coding region runs from base 1 to 264 and encodes 87 amino acids.
AUGAAUCUCGAGCCGCCCAAAACCGAGAUCAAGUCGGCCACCCGUGUCACCGGGGGCCCCGCCACUCCACGCAAGGGGCCCCCCAAGUUCAAGCAGAGGCAGACCCGUCAGUUCAAGAGCAAGCCUCCAAAGAAGGGAAUCCAGGGCUUUGGUGACGAUAUCCCUGGAAUGGAGGGCUUAGGCACAGACAUCACUGUCAUUUGCCCCUGGGAGGCCUUCAAUCACCUGGAGCUGCAUGAGCUGGCCCAGUACGGCAUCAUCUGAGCCUUCGUGCACCUCCCUGCAAUCCCCUGAGGAUUACAGGCCACAUCCCUGCACUUCAAGCCAUCUGCCUCAGGCUCCGUCUCCUCUCUU